Didymodactylos carnosus is the source of this 2071-nucleotide messenger RNA. The record is from the annotation of a GenBank genome assembly. NCBI's taxonomy places the organism in Eukaryota, Metazoa, Rotifera, Eurotatoria, Philodinida, Philodinidae.
CUAAAGCAAGCAAAGUGCGUAUAAUGUUUCUUUUUUACAUUUGUUAUUGUUUAUCUAUUUGAGAAAGAGUGUACUUAUCAAGCUAGAACAUAAAGUUCAAUUAUAAUUUUCUUUGGAGAUAUCUACGAGCUGUGAGAGAGAACUCAAGUCUAGUCUAAGAGUAUUUUUUAUACUCAUUUUGAAGUAUAAAGCAAAAGAAGUCAAGCAGGAUCUGCAGUUUUUACUAUUGUCUACACGAGAGAUGCAGUUUCAUGAAACUUAUCUAUGUGUUGGUUAACAGUGUGUUUUUUAUUCUGAUUUUCUAAAGCGCGGUGAACGUAAACAGCCGUUAAAAGCCAUUCAUGGUGAAAUGAUGAUGUCAUCAUCCACUUCUACACAAUCUCCGUCUUCACCUUCGCCAAUCUCAAUCUCAUCCAAACAUCACCAACCAUCUGUUGUUAUAGAAAAUCGUUUAGCCUCUUGUCUGAAUAACAACAACAACAAAACAGCUUCCAACACACCCCUUCAUCAUUUAUCACAUUUUCAUCAUUUGAGUAAUGCUGCCGAUUUAUCACGUCGUCGUCAUUCCGAUGAUGUUGGCACGUUUCCUUGUCGUCCACGACGGUCAAUAUCAACAAAUGUCAACAAUAAUCAUAAUAAUAAUAUCUCACACCGCCAUCAUUAUCAAAAUCACAAUUAUUCGGCUCAAGAACAAAUAACAACUCAAUCAGUACCAACCGAUUUAAAUUAUACUCAAGAAGAAGAUGAUGAUGAUGAAUUUGAUGAAACAAAUGAUGAAUUAAAUUUGGCUGUGGUGGUAGUGGCUGAUGAUUUACAAUCGUUACGGGCAUAUUCUGAACCAACCGGAGGUAAUAUGGGCACCAGCAGUGGUGGUCAAGGUGAACAAGAUAGUGGAUCGUUGAAUGUGGCAUUCAUCGAUGAACAAGACGGUUUUGGUGAACAAAUGAUGAUGAAGGACAAUCAAGAAGAUAAAAUGGACGAAGAUCUAUUAACAAGUGAACAUAUUCAAACAAUUAGUGUUUUCAAAGAUCAGUCAGAUGUCAUGGAUGUCCAGAUGUCAAUGUCAACAUUAACAACACCACCCGAUGAUGAAACAUUAACAAAAACGUUAUGUGUUUCUACUGAUCAACAUGUAAUUGAAAUGAAACGUAUGAGUGAUGGUGGUAAUCUUCCUGACAAAUCAAUUGCAGUAGAGGACAACGACAAUAAUAACAAAGAAAAUAAAUUCAAUGAUUUAGAUGAAAUAUUAAAAAGAAGUGAAAAUCGUUGUGUGCGUUUAUCCGAUUCAGAUGAUGAAGAACAUAUUCAAUUAUGCUCAAUCCAUCGAAAAACAAGUACAACGCCAGCUAGUGAUUCAAAAUCUGCCACUCCAAAACCACCUAUUUUAUCUUCAUCAUCUUACUCCAGUUUAUCUUCGACUAUUUCGUUAGUACGUUCAGCCACAACAACAACGUCUCGUAAAGAACGCUCAUCAUCAGCCUCACUUCCUACAGAUCAUCAACAACUACAACAUCAUUAUUUAUCACUUCGUCAACCAUUACAAGAACAUUCACCAUACAACAACAAUAAUCAUUCGAACUUUUUAUCAUUACCUUUAACAACACCAACGAUCACAAAUAAAUUGAGUUCACUUGGAAUCAAUGGUCGUGAAAGUUUACUUCAAUUACAAGGUGAACUUACGGGUCGAGUCUUUCGUCAAGUAUUAGCGUUUGAAAAACGAACUGAUAACGAGAAACAACAAUCAAAAUUAAAAUCAUUCGGUGCAUUAUCUUCGUCAUCGUUUGUUCAUCGUCAUCCGACAACAGCACCAACCGUUCAAAUUACACCAACAUCAUCGUUAUUCAAUGUUCUAUCAACACCACCACCGACAACAUCCGAAUUAUUAAUGGAACGUGCAUUAAUUCAACAACAUAAAAAUUCAUCAUCGACAACAAUUAAAAUUAAACGUCAAACAACAGGUGAAACAUCAAGUACUAUUAAACGUUUACAAAGUACACCAUUAAAACGUUGGAAAAAUCUUAAACAAUUGCGUGGUGCCGGCAGUCAUUGGCAAACAACACCAAAACAUUAA